CACCAGCGCCGCCAUUAUCUCUGGUGUUCCCGCCGCGGCGGCCCAAUCCGCAAAGGAACGCACCAAGACCCCCGAGGAAGGAGCUGAAGACGCAGGCCAAGAAGUUAAAACAAAUGACUCUACUGCGACCACAGAAGUAUCAGCAACGAUGUUUCAUUCGUCUACAGAGCCUGUGAACAAGCCAACUUCCGUAUCCCGAGAAAAAAGUGCUACAGUUACACACUUGUUGGAGCUUCUGCAUCACAAAUUUUCUCUGUGUGGUAGAGAAAAUUUGUAAUGCGACGAUCACAAGGGAAAACAGGAAGGAAACGAAGCACCGAAGCAUUUCCUGCAUGAGAAAGGUUGUCUCUGUUGCCAGUCUUGCAUGACAAUGUGUAACUGUAACACUUUUUUCUUGCGAUAUUCCUACGCCCUCCAGCACAAAACUUCUUCCGCAGCUGACCUCCUGAACAUGCUCACAACGGCAGCGAACAAAGACAAUAAAGUCUUCGACUCACCCGGAAAUGUUGAUCCCAUCGCUUCUUCGUUACUCACGCCUACCACAGCGAAUAACCAUUACACCUUCAGUGGGAUUGAUGGUUCCUCGAACAAGGACCAGCUGGAUUUUAACACGUACAUCACGUCCAAAGUGGGCAAUCUUUCCGGCGGCUCUGCGGGCAGCACAACCUGCUCGAGUUUUGUCAGCCGGAGCAGUUCGCGGACGGGCAAUGGCGCUACGUACACGACCGGGUUUCAUCUCCCCCCAAAUGGCCUGUCAGCUGGUGACCACAGGGGCACAACAACUCCUGGGAUCAUGAUGAACAACAACGGGGGGACCACAACUGCUUACCAAGAUCACCACGUUAAUGCCGACAGUUACUGCUCAAGCGCCGCCAAGGCAAACAUGCUGUCUGAUUUGAAACUCUC
Molecule: messenger RNA, 906 nt
Organism: Amoebophrya sp. A120
Lineage: Eukaryota; Dinophyceae; Syndiniales; Amoebophryaceae
Source: the annotation of a GenBank genome assembly